CGAUAAAGCGCCGCCGCCGCACCACCGUUGGCGUUCCUUUCGGCUACUCCUCCCGGUGCUUGCCCAUGGCCGUGCUCAUUCGAUGGACGGCCUAUUCUGUCUCCUCUCUGGUUUGCUUUCCUUCUACAAAUGCUAGUGCUCGCCUAAAUCUGCCACGAGGAUCCUUUUCCAGAUUUUCCGGCGGUCGCCCCUUCUCGACUUCGCCGAUCCAUCAAGAAUCUGUACUGGGUUUAGGCGAUCCUGCGAGCUCCAAAGUUACGUUGAAGGGGAUGGAUUUUCGAGAACUCGAAAAUUGGGUUCAGUCUCAAGGAUUUAGGUCCGGGCAGGCAUUGAUGUUGUGGAAAUGCCUCUACGGAAACAACAGUUGGGCACAGAGCUGCGAUGAAUUGACAGGGUUAAAUAAAGAAUUUAGAAAAAUGCUGACUGCAAAUGUUUCUCUAACGGCAUUGUCACUGAAAGAAGUUCUAACAGCAUUAGACGGAACUCGAAAGAUUUUGUUCACGUUGGAAGAGGGAUCAGUGAUCGAAACAGUUGUCAUCCCCUGCAGACAAGGGAGAACUACUGUAUGUGUUUCUAGUCAAAUUGGCUGUGCCAUGAAUUGUCAGUUCUGCUACACUGGGAGGAUGGGCUUAAAGAGGCAUUUGUCAACGGCAGAAAUUGUUGAACAAGCUGUGUUUGCACGCAGGUUAUUCACAAGCGAAUUGGGACCCAUCACAAAUGUGGUAUUCAUGGGCAUGGGCGAGCCGUUGCACAACAUAGACAAUGUCAUCAAAGCAGCUGCCAUAAUGGUUCAUGACCAAGGUCUCCAUUUUAGCCCAAGGAAAGUCACUGUUUCGACCAGUGGACUUGUUCCUCAGUUAAAACGGUUUCUCCGUGAAUCACCAUGUGCAUUGGCGGUUAGUCUAAAUGCUACUACAGACGAGGUGAGAAAUUGGAUUAUGCCGAUCAACAGGAAGUACAAACUGAGCCUCCUCCUCAACACAUUAAAGGAAGAACUCUCAUCUAAACACAAGUACAAAGUAUUAUUUGAAUAUGUGAUGCUUGCUGGAGUGAAUGACAGCAUAGAGGAUUCCAAGAGGCUUAUUGAACUUGUUCGAGGCAUUCCUUGCAAGAUAAAUCUCAUCUCAUUUAACCCUCAUUGCGGAACUCUGUUCAAGCCGACUGCAAAGGAUAAGAUGAUUGAGUUCCGCAACGUCCUCGCAGAAGCAGGCAUCGCUGUGUUCUUGCGACUCAGCAGGGGGGACGAUAAGAUGGCAGCUUGUGGGCAGCUAGGAAAGCCUGGAGAUGUGCAAGCGCCAUUGCUUCGUGUUCCUGGGAGAUUUCAAAUGGCUGUGUAACGUACCAGAGUUGAUUUAGCAGGUUUAAUCGUCGUUUUAUUUUCAUCUCAUCAUGUUCAGGAACUAACCAAGAAAUUAGAAAAAUUCACGUUACCUUCUCAUUCUUCAA
Messenger RNA from Zingiber officinale, 1446 nucleotides. RefSeq names its product dual-specificity RNA methyltransferase RlmN-like. Gene Ontology annotation, biological process: tRNA methylation; rRNA base methylation. The transcript has 9 exons. The record is from RefSeq and is a predicted model, not a curated record. The coding region runs from base 66 to 1337 and encodes 423 amino acids. Gene Ontology annotation, molecular function: iron-sulfur cluster binding; RNA methyltransferase activity. NCBI's taxonomy places the organism in Eukaryota, Viridiplantae, Streptophyta, Magnoliopsida, Zingiberales, Zingiberaceae.